Molecule: messenger RNA, 1943 nt
Organism: Salvia miltiorrhiza (redroot sage)
Lineage: Eukaryota; Viridiplantae; Streptophyta; Magnoliopsida; Lamiales; Lamiaceae
Product: T-complex protein 1 subunit delta
Exons: 1
Coding region: 169-1767 (532 amino acids)
Biological process (GO): protein folding
Cellular component (GO): chaperonin-containing T-complex
Molecular function (GO): ATP-dependent protein folding chaperone; ATP binding; ATP hydrolysis activity
Source: RefSeq, a predicted model, not a curated record
AAACACAUAUGGGUAGUUCUCAUUUUGAAAUCUGAAAAUUUGCAUAUAUCGUACGCCUCACUCCAACUUUCACUAGAAAACCCUUUUCCGCUCUCAUACUCUCCAUCGCGCUUUCUCUCUCUAGGGUUUUACGUCUCAAAUCUCGCUCUCUCUCAACCCUCCUAAACAAUGGCGUCCGCGGCGGUGGCAAAGGCGAAGCCGACAGAGACGUUCGUCGACAACAAGCGGAAAGACGACAUCCGGAUGGCGAACAUCGCGGCGGCGCAGGCGGUGGCGGACGCCGUCCGGACCAGCCUCGGCCCCAAGGGUAUGGACAAGAUGAUCUCCACCGCUUCCGGCGAGGUCAUUAUCACCAACGACGGCGCCACGAUCCUCAACAAGAUGGAGGUCCUCCAGCCCGCCGCCAAGUUCCUCGUCGAGCUCUCCAAAUCUCAGGACGUCGUCGCUGGAGACGGCACCACCACGGUCGUGGUCAUUGCCGGCGCGCUGCUCAAAGCUUCGCUCACUCUAUUGAACGCCGGCAUUCACCCCACUGUCGUGUCCGAUUCGCUCCACAAGGCUUCGAUUAAGGCCGUCGAGAUUUUGUCUGCUAUGGCCGUCCCCGUGGAGCUGUCGGAUCGCGAUUCGCUCGUGAAAUCUGCAUCGACGUCGCUGAACUCUAAGGUGGUUUCUCAGUACUCUACUCUUUUGGCGCCUUUAGCUGUUGAUGCUGUGCUUUCUGUGGUGGAUCCUGAGAAGCCUGAUUUAGUUGAUUUGAAAGAUAUUAAGAUAGUGAAGAAACUGGGUGGUACUGUUGAUGAUACUGAAUUGGUGAAAGGGCUUGUUUUUGAUAAGAAGGUGAGUCAUGCUGCAGGUGGCCCUACUAGAGUGGAAAAUGCUAAGAUAGCUGUGAUACAAUUUCAGAUUUCCCCACCCAAAACUGAUAUAGAACAGAGCAUUGUGGUGUCAGACUAUUCGCAGAUGGAUAGGAUUUUGAAAGAGGAGAGAAAUUAUAUCUUGGGAAUGAUUAAGAAGAUAAAAGCUACAGGGUGUAACGUAUUGUUGAUUCAGAAGAGUAUCUUGAGGGAUGCUGUCACGGACUUGUCGUUGCAUUAUUUAGCUAAGGCUAAGAUUUUGGUCAUUAAAGACAUUGAGAGGGAUGAGAUUGAGUUCAUCACCAAGACUUUGAACUGUCUGCCAAUCUCUAACAUAGAGCACUUCCGCGCUGAGAAGAUGGGGUUUGCUGAUAUGGUGGAGGAGGUGCCGCUGGGAGAUGGUGGGAAGAUUGUGAAGAUUAUGGGAAUUAAGGACAUGGGGAGGACAACAAGUGUGCUGGUCCGUGGUUCAAACCAUUUGGUGCUUGAUGAGGCCGAAAGGAGUUUGCACGAUGCUUUGUGUGUGAUAAGGUGUUUGGUUAACAAGAAAUAUCUGAUUGCUGGUGGUGGAGCGCCUGAGAUAGAGCUUUCGAGGCAGUUAGGAGCUUGGGCAAAGGUGCUGCAGGGAAUGGAAGGGUACUGUGUCAAAGCUUUUGCUGAAGCACUUGAGGUGAUUCCUUACACUUUGGCUGAGAAUGCGGGGUUGAAUCCAAUUGCCAUUGUCACUGAGCUGAGGAACAGGCACGCACAAGGUGAAAUCAAUGCAGGGAUCAAUGUGAGGAAAGGACAGAUCACUAACAUUUUGGAGGAGAAUGUAGUGCAGCCUCUGCUAGUAAGCACAAGCGCAAUUGCCUUGGCUGCAGAGUGUGUUCGGAUGAUCUUGAAGAUUGAUGACAUAGUUACUGUGAGGUAGAGUUGAUCAGAUGUUAAAAGUAUUGGCCGCUGGGUGUUUGUUUUCAGUUAUUACCUUUGCUGUUUUUGUGUUAGUUUACUCAAUUUUGUGACCUUUUGGCUGUAUUCAAGUAGACUCAUUACUUUUUCUAGUGAAUGAUGGUACUGGUCUGUCAUGUACUAUCUCAUUGCCUUUCA